Messenger RNA from Asparagus officinalis (garden asparagus), 3641 nucleotides. RefSeq lists its product as uncharacterized. NCBI's taxonomy places the organism in Eukaryota, Viridiplantae, Streptophyta, Magnoliopsida, Asparagales, Asparagaceae. The record is from RefSeq and is a predicted model, not a curated record. The transcript is spliced from 20 exons. The coding region runs from base 242 to 3313 and encodes 1023 amino acids.
GGCCAACGUUCCCCCCUCCUCAUCUUCCCUCUCUCGUUUCUCUCUCCGCACAAAGCGCUGAUAUCAAUCAGAGAGAGAAUCGACGAGGAGGAAGACGGAGAUUUUUUUUCUGAGAAUCUCUCCGUCCUCUUCCUCCGAUCCUCUCUUAAUUCGACCGAACUCAAUCUCGUCUCCUCUUUCCGUACAUUUCGCGAUUUCGAUCGGCCAAUUUCGAUCCGUGUAGACAAUCUUGGCAUCAAUUAUGGAGAUGGUAUCGGCGAGAGCUUCCCCUGGCUGUGAUAGCCUGUGCUUCUUUUGCCCUGCAUUGAGGACCAGGUCUCGGCAGCCGAUCAAGCGAUACAAGAAGAUGUUGGCUGAGAUUUUUCCCAAAACACAGGAUGAAGCACCAAAUGAUAGAAAAAUCAGUAAAUUGUGUGAAUAUGCUUCUAAAAAUCCACUGCGCAUACCAAAGAUUACAAGUUAUUUGGAGCAAAGAUGCUUCAAGGAAUUAAGAACUGAGAACUUCAACUCAGCAAAAGUUAUCAUGUGCAUUUACCGUAAAAUGCUAGUUUCUUGUAAGGAGCAAAUGCCACUAUUUGCAAGUAGCUUACUUACCAUCAUACAGACAUUCUUGGAUCAAACAAGGCAGGAUGAAAUGCGGAUUCAAGGAUGUCAUGCUCUUUUUGACUUCGUAAACAGUCAGACGGAUGGCACUCAUAUGUUCAAUUUGGAAGGUCUUAUUCCAACACUAUGUCAGCUAGCUCAAGGCAUAGGGACGGACGAUAUGGCAGUCCGCCUGCGUGCAGCAGGGCUUGAAGCCCUUUCUUCAAUGGUUUGGUUUAUGGGGGAACACUCUCAUAUUUCUGCAGAAUUUGACAAUGUUGUUACAGUAGUGUUGGAAAAUUAUGAAGGCCCUCAUAAGAAAUCUGAAGAUGGUGAUGCCUCCCAGAGAAAAUGGGUGCAAGAGGUCCUUCAAACUGGAGGUCAUGCAUCUCCAUCCCUCGGUGCCAUGCCACAAAUCCCUUCUUGGAAAGACAUUGUAAAUGAUGGAGGAGAGCUUAACAUAUCUAUUGAACAGUCCAAGAGUCCUCACUUUUGGUCCAGAGUCUGUGUGCAUAACAUGGCGAUGCUAGCCAAAGAGGCCACAACUAUACGUCGCGUUUUGGAUUCAUUGUUUCGUUAUUUUGACGAUGACAAACUUUGGUCACUUCAAAAUGGACUUGCACUUUUUGUCUUGCUGGAUGUGCAAAUUGAAAUGACAAAGUCUGGGCAAGACACAAAUUUACUGUUAUCUAUUUUGAUAAAGCAUCUUGAUCACAAGACUGUCUUAAAACAACCUGACAUGCAGCUAAACAUAGUUGAAGUUACCACUUGCCUUGCUUCUCAGUCAAAAUCCGAGGCUUCUUUUGCUGUAUCCGGUGCAAUAACGGAUUUGGUCAGGCAGCUGCAGAAAAGCAUGCAGUGCACAGUUGGUAAUGGAAACUUGGAGAAUGACAGAUGGAACAAUAAAUUUAGAGAAGCAGUAGAUGAGUGCCUUGUUCAGUUGUCUAAAAAGAUUGGCGAAGCAGGGCCUGUUCUUGACAUGAUGGCUGUGAUGUUGGAAAAUAUCUCCACUAAUGUUUCAGUUGCUAGGGCAACUGUCUCUGCUGUUUAUCGUACUGCUCAAAUAAUCACGUCAUUACCAAAUCCAACUUAUCAGAAUAAGGCUUUUCCUGAAGCACUGUUUCACCAUCUGCUCUUAGUAAUGGUCCACCCUGAUCGUGAUAUUCAUGUGGGUGCUCACCGCAUUUUUUCUGUUGUUCUUGUUCCAUCUUCUGUAUGUCCUCAACCUUGUGCAACUACAGCAGAUCCCAACACAAAUGAACUUCGGAGAACACUUUCAAGGACUGUUUCUGUGUUUUCAUCAUCAGCUGCUCUGUUUGGAAAGCUCAAAAGGGAAAUGUAUUCUUUGCGAGGAAGUGUUCCCCAGGACAGUUUCGAUUCAAUGUCUAAUACUGAUCACAGCAGACAGCAAAUUGGUAGUAAUGAUGUGAAGCUUUACCAAUUCAAGCCAUCUCAAAGCCGAAUUCUUACCCUGAAGGAUGUUUCCUUAGCCACAAAUGAAGGAGAAAAUCCUUUGAGCAAUUCAUGCCGGGACAUGGACCCAACUUCUCUUAGGUUGACUAGUCGUCAGAUUACACUUAUGCUUUCAUCCAUAUGGGUUCAGGCCAUCUCUCCUGGAAAUACUCCAGAGAACUAUGAAGCUAUUUCUCAUACUUACUGUCUGACAUUGUUAUUCUCUCGAUCAAAGGGUUCCUCUCGUGAGGCUCUAGUUCGGAGCUUUCAGCUUGCAUUUUCUUUAAGAAACAUUUCACUUGGAGGUUCACUACCACCAUCACGUCGUCGUUCUCUAUUCACAUUGGCAACUUCUAUGAUUGUAUUUUCUUCCAGAACUUUUGAUAUAUUACCCCUUGUGCCCAUUGCUAAGUCAUCCUUCAGUGAAAACACGGUUGAUCCAUUCCUUCGUUUGGUAGAAGACAGCAGGUUGCAGGCUGUAAUUCCUGCAUCUGCUCAUAUGUCCAAACUUUACGGUUCGAAAGAGGAUGACACCGCUGCAUUGAAAUCUCUUUCAGCAAUAUCAUUAACCGAAAACCAGUCAAAGGAAUCCAUUGCUUCUUUGAUUCUUAACAGCUUGGGGAAUUUAUCAGACUCCGAUUCAUCUGCUAUGAGAGCACAACUUCUUAGUGACUUCUUGCCAGAUGAUGUCUGUCCAUUAGGGGCUCAGUUUGUGGAGGCACCUGGACAACUUCCUACAUUUCUUCAAAAGAAAGACUAUCUCUCUGAAGACCAGGCCCUAUCUAAAAAUCUUGCCAUUGAAGAUGAUGUCUCUGAAGCAUUUGAGAGUCAAGCAGAAAACAAACUGCAGCUGCCCAUAGACAAUAAUCUUCUAAGUGUCAAUCAACUGCUUGAAUCAGUUCUGGACACAGCGGUUGGAAGAUUGUCUGUGGGUACCACCCCUGAUGUUCCGUUUAAAGAAAUGGCUAGUUACUGUGAGGCUCUUGUCACGGGAAAACAGCAAAAAAUGUCUGUUUUCAUGAGUGGCCAACGAAAGCAAGAAAUUUGUUGGAGUGACCUUUCUCGAGAUCACAAUGAUGUGAAAUCAUCAAACUUGAGUGCUGGCCAGGUCCCAAAGGCUGGAAAUCCUUUCGUCAAGGAGAACCUCAGCACAGACCCUCAACAAGCAGCUGUACUUCCAUAUGCAACUGAGAGUCAAUCUCAAUACCAACAGCCUGAGUUCCUGAGACUUCCGGCUGCAAGCCCAUAUGAUAACUUUCUGAAAGCUGCGGGAUGUUGAAGGAUACAAUUUGAAAAUGCUGAACCUUGGGGGUUUAAACCUUUCUUCGCCUUUACUCAGUAAGUGUACAGAAGCAUACAGGAUCUUGUUUGUAUAUCAUCCCCUUCAUUCCUUCAUUCAAUUGAUUGAGGCUCAAAAUUGUUUAGUGUGGAGAGGUCGUUCGAGGAUUCGGUAGACUUUUGAUAGCAGAAGCCUUGUGUGAGUUCAGUCGUGGUUUUGUUAGUUGAUGCGUGAUUAUGUGAUUAGCUCUCUUAUACAGUGCUGAUGCAUGAACGUAUGGGGUAAAUAGAAGUCCCUUCAGUAAAUACGAGUGCUUUUUUGAUCCUCA